This is a messenger RNA of Leucoraja erinaceus (little skate), 2150 nucleotides long. It is a transcript of the gene mmp21, whose product is annotated as matrix metallopeptidase 21. The record is from RefSeq and is a predicted model, not a curated record. Bases 1 to 1899 code for a protein of 632 amino acids. The transcript has 7 exons. NCBI's taxonomy places the organism in Eukaryota, Metazoa, Chordata, Chondrichthyes, Rajiformes, Rajidae. Gene Ontology annotation, biological process: collagen catabolic process; proteolysis; extracellular matrix organization. Gene Ontology annotation, cellular component: extracellular matrix. Gene Ontology annotation, molecular function: metalloendopeptidase activity; zinc ion binding.
AUGUGGUUGGCUUUCCAGUUGAGUUUGCUGUCGGUUUCCUUCCUUACCUGGGCGAACUGCGAGAAACCUUUUCAUAGUCGCGACCACUCGGACAUCGCACAAUCGCCGCAACGUUGGGCACCUCUCAUCCUUGACCAGGUGGCCGCUGAGAAUAAUUUCCAUGCUGAAUGUUUCCCAUAUCUUGGAUUUUUUUUUAAGGAAUACCUGUCCAAAUAUGGAUGGACUGAACAAAUAAACUGGGAAAACAUCAAACACCUGAACCAGAAGAAUCUUGCUGAUGAGCAUCCAGCUCCUAAAGAUCUGAUAGACCUUAUUGAAGAAGGGUCAUCUUCUUCCAGACAAAAGGAGCAAUCUCAGGCUGAGCCCACUAAAAACAUUGCCUACACAGAAGCCUUAAAACAAUUCCAAAAGGCCAACGGCAUACCUGUGACAGGAGAAUUAGACAAAGCCACUAAGGGAGCAAUGAACAAACCGCGAUGUGGAGUCCCAGAUAAAGUCUUGUCCGAUGAUAUCUUGAUGGACAAUAAGACAUCCACUGACAACCAAACUGUCGGUUUAAACGAAACUUCCACUGAAACCAGCAAAACUACUGGCAUGAGUGUAGAUUCAAAAGGUCGCAAGAAGCGAUUUUUACAGCUAUUACUUUCUCCCACACAACAAAAAUUGCCAUUUGACCCUAACGUGGAUAAGGCAAUGAGAAUGGCCUUUUCUAAAUCAAAGCUAACAUGGCGCCUGAUGGGAGAAAGUUUUAGCAAUCAGCUUUCUAUUGAAGACCAGAAAAGUGUGCUCAAAUUGGCUUUUAGGAUGUGGAGUGAAGUCAUUCCAUUGGAGUUCGAAGAGAAUAACGACUCUCCUGCUUCAAUGGUCGACAUCAAACUUGGCUUUGGAAAAGGUCGUCACAUGGGUUGCACCCAGACAUUUGAUGGCAAUGGACAGGAGUUUGCUCAUGCAUGGCAAUUAGGUGACAUUCAUUUUGAUGAUGAUGACCAUUUUACCACUCCAAGUAAUGAUAAUGGAAUUAGCUUGCUAAAGGUGGCUGUCCACGAACUGGGUCAUGUAUUGGGUUUACCUCACAGCUACAGGACUGGGUCAGUAAUGCAGCCCAGUUACAUCCCACAAGAUUCCAAAUUUGAACUGGACUGGCUUGACAGAAAAGCCAUUCAGCAACUCUAUGGUAUUUGUGAAAGUCCCGUUGACACGGUAUUUGACUGGAUUCACAAGGAGAAAAAUCAUUACGGAGAGCUGACGAUUCAAUUUAACACAUAUUUCUUCAGAAAUGAAUUGUAUUGGCUUUAUGAAAAUCGUAAUAAUCGAACACGCUAUGGAGAUCCCGUUGCAACUUCAGUUGGAUGGCAAGGAAUCCCAAGUACUGGAAUUGAUGCAAUUGUGCACAUAUGGACGUGGACAAGAGAUGCCAUCUAUUUCUUUAAAGGUACUCAUUAUUGGAGAUAUGAUAAUGAAAAUGAUCAUAUUUACACAAUGGACACCGAGGGAAACAGAUAUCCCAUGUUAAUUUCUGAAGGUUUUCCAGGUGUUACAGGGCCUGUCGAUGCAGCUUUGUAUGAUAGGAGAGACCAACAUAUAUAUUUUUUCAAAGGUCCAAAUGUUACUACUUUCAAUGUGAAUACCAAACAGGUUAAUGGACAUCCAAAAAGAAUCAUAGAUGUAUUUCCACCAGUAGUGCUGAAUGAUCAUCCCAUUGAAAAUCUAAAUGCUGUAUACUAUUCAUAUCACCACCAAUCAAUCUUUUUCUUCAAAGGCAAUUUCUUUUGGAAAGUAGUUGAUGAUUGGGAUAUAAGGCAGAACCCAAUACUGCCAAUGAAUGGAUUAUUGCCCAAACGAAAUAUAUCAGAACAAUGGUUUGAUAUUUGCAACGUUCAUUAUUCUAUGCUGAACUAGAUGCUGAAAUUGAUACCGUUCUUAAUUGCAAAUGAUAGGCUUUAAAAUACGACAAAGGCUAUUUUGAAUUGCAAAUGCACCGUUAGCCUGCUUUUGAACUAAAUGCUGUAGUCUUAUGCCAAAAAGUUUCCAAACUUAAGGACAAGAAACAUUUAAAAUGAGACAAACUAUCAUACAAUUCUUAAUAUUAAAAUAAGGGAUAAAACAUUUAAACGUGUCAAACUUAAUAUGUAGUAUUUUACGCGCAGACA